GAAGCAGUCUUAUUUUUUUUACUUUUUGGUUCCCGCUCUCAAUCGCUUUGCCCCCAAAUCCGUUCUUCUUUCCCGCCCCCCCCCUCCUCUCGGCCCACCGGUGACUGCUAUGGAUAGUGCCACGCAGAUGGAUGUGCCUCGGCCGCUCCAGGACUUGGCGGCCACUGACGGCGCCCGUGAAGUCAAGCGCCAUACUAAAAAAGUCAUUGGCUUUACCGAUCUCGUGACUGAUUUCGUCGAGAAGCGGCUGGCGAUCGAGCAAACCGCGCUCGCAGCGCUCCAGCAGCUCAACGCUGCAACCAAGCGAGCCACAGACCAGUAUGUGGCGCAAGCAAAGCUGGAAAAGUCUGCUCCUUCGCUCCUCGGCAUGUGGACGAAACUGCACGACUUCUCGGUGGGAGAGCACACAAUCCGCUCGGCGAAGGCAGCAGAGCUCUCGUCCACCUGCCAGAAGAUCAGGGCGUACUCUUCGCAGCAAAGGGCAGUGACCAAGAAGCUCUUUGGCGAUCGCAAGGCCAUGGAUAGCGAGAUGAUGAAAGAGCAAGAAGCACUUGCUGUCAGUUUCAAGGCCUAUUCGUCCGCCUGUGCAGCCCGGGAGAAGAAUCAAAAGACAAGCCCAGCCUUCAUGCAGAACGCCCACAACGAGUACUAUUUGCUGCGUGCUUCGACUGCUGUGAGCCAGGCCUGGCACUACAGCGCCUAUAUUCCCGACACCAUGAACAGUUUUCAUGACUUGCACAGCCGCUUGGGUAUUCGCAUUCAAAGUCAGUUCCAAGGUGUUUGCGAGAUUCUGCAAGAAGGCUGCCGUGAGGUGUUGGAUUUGGUUGCCCCGCUGGCGCAUGAAGUGAACGCCGUUGACGGAUCAGCGGACGUGAGCUGCUUUGGCAAGAGUAUUGAGCACCAAAGGCAAUGGCGGCAGAUUCCUCCAGAACCGCCAGUCACCGUUGUCUCGCCAGAGCUGUCUGCUGAGCUGUGUGUGAACGAUGCUACCAUGCCAGCUCUUAAGCUGCUUAUUACCAAUCUAACCACAGAACGGCUCGCCGUGGUCUCGCGAGCAGAGCUGCUGGCAGGCCAAGUCCAGGGAGCUGUGGCGAACUGGAAGACCUACAUUGCCACCCCCAGCUUUGGCGAUCCCGAUGUGCUUUUCAUCGAGCUGAUCAGUCUGCAAAAAUCGCUCCGUGAGGCCACGCUCCGCACCAAAGCGAUCGAUGUCCAGCUGAGUCUUCUUUCGAACGCAACAAGCGCGCUGAGCGACAAGCCCCUCUCCGGUCGGGUUCACAGCUGGGUCCCUGUGCGUACAGGCACCUGCGGCUAUUGUGGCGGCGGUUUUGUCAGCUUUAGCAAGGAGAAAAAAUGCGCGAUUUGCCACUUGUGCGUCCAUGAAAAGUGCGCUUCGAUGCUAUCGGUGGUUUGCGCUGUCGCCAGCAAGAAUCAUGGACUGACCGAGCCCCCAGUCACUCCAACAUCCCCGAGUCCAACCCCUACUCCCCGAACUCGUUCUGCAGCGCCAACUCCUGAAACUUUUUCGCAAUCCGUGCAGACGGCCAUUGUCAACCACACGUUUGAGGCCCAAGAACCGGACCAGUUGUCAAUCUACGCCGGCGAGACGAUUCAAGUACUCGACACAUCCGACCCCUUGAACUGGUGGAUUGGUCAAUCCUCGCGAGGCCGCGGCGUCUUCCCGGCCAAGUACGUCACUUUGAACAUGCAGCGAACAAUGUCCGUUUCGCGUGCACCACGCCCGAUGGCUCCAGAGCCUUCUUCGUCUGGACGCCCAGCCGAGGAGGAAGCGCCUCCACCCGUCGCACCUCGGACGACCAGCACUAUGCGCAACGUCAAUCGAAUCUCUGUCGUGCCGCCCGGAGCAGUACCCCUUGUAUUGCCAACGGGCAUGACUCGCGGCCCCGAGCCAACCAAGCCGUCCACUGCACCGAAGCCGGCAGAGUCUGCCACGUUGCGCGCAAAGCGGCCGGAUAAUUUGCCGCCCGUGAGCCAUCGCCUCUCCCAGUUGGGCGUGCCCUCUCCUUCCCCUGUGGCCGUGAGCCCGACAGCAAACAGCAAGGUCAGUACGCCACCCAGCAGUGCAUCAUUUCAGCCUCAAAGGGGUCGCUCGCCCCUCCCAACGCCAGUCGACGACGACGACGACGACGAAGACGACAAGGUGGGACUGUACGAGGAAGCUGACGUUGAGACGACUGCAAAGGUUUUGUACGACUAUCAAAGCAAUACGGAAGGCGAUCUCAACGUCCGAGCAGGCGAACUGGUCGUGGUCAUUGGCCAUCUCGACAAAGGCUGGACCGAAUGCCGUCAGGGUCGCAAGGUUGGCGUUGUCCCCACCAGCUAUUUGCAAAUCUGCUAAAAAAAGUGAUGCGUGGAAAAAAACAAAAAAAAAAAAAGCAGGCUGCAGAUGAAAUUGUGUUGAACAUUAGAUGCGUAUGUUGUUUGCUGAUUGUGCGGGGCGUGAAAUCGUCCAUCAAACCGCCCAUUCGAAUGAAUUGAAAGUUCCUUAAAGUGCAU
Molecule: messenger RNA, 2517 nt
Organism: Capsaspora owczarzaki ATCC 30864
Lineage: Eukaryota; Filasterea; Ministeriida; Capsasporidae
Product: SH3 domain-containing protein
Exons: 11
Coding region: 110-2359 (749 amino acids)
Molecular function (GO): protein binding
Source: RefSeq, a predicted model, not a curated record